ACAGCUAGCCUAUUCCUCGUGCAUCACCUAAUGUAUCAUAACCCGUUCCAACACUAUUCAAUGACUUUGCAACAUAUGGAUGACUUCCUUUAAAUAAUAUUUUUAAUAUUUCAAAUUAUUUUCAUGAUAUUUUGUUCAAUUUUUGAAAUCGCAUAAUUUAUUCUGCUCGUAUUUUGCGAGUUUUACAUGUAAAGAGGCUGAAUUUUCAUUGUCUUCAAUUUUUUGUACCAAAUUCAAGUUUAUCAAUUUAUGUGCAUUUCUAAUAUAUAUGUCUGCUUUAGUCCAGUCGUCGUUGGGCUUAUAAGAAAUUUUCGGCAUUUUACUAUUGAUUGCUUUAAUCAACUUUUCUAUUAUCGUCUUUUUUGCAUACACAUUUCAGAAUUCUUUUCUUUUUCGGUAUAUUUUUCAAUUAUGUCUUUUAUUAUUGAAUGUAUCUUUAUUCCUAUUACCACUACCGAAAAUAUCGAUGACCAUGAAAAAUGCAGGCAGUUUUGAUUCAGUGGGUACAUACUCAAGCAUGAAAUUUCAAGGAAUAGGCUAGCUGUUCUUGCAGACGAAGUGGCCGCUUCUCCAUCGCCUGCAACUAGUUAAGAGAGUAAAAUUUAGCGGGUGUAGCUAGCUGCAGCGGGUCAAACCCGUCACAGUACUAGUUGCAGCGGAUACAUAUAUAUAUACCUAUAUACAAUCGGAGAAAAUAUGAACAUUUGUUGGUGGUUUUGGUUGUUGUAUCAAAUAACAGAUAGCUAUGUGAAUUGCAUAAACUUCUGAGUAAAGAAAAGAAAAGAAAUGAUUUUUGUCGCAGUUCUUAUAUUGAAGGGUAUGUGAAAGAUUGAAUUUUAAAGCAAUUUACCGGGUGUCCCAAAAGUUUUGCAACAUCGUAUGUUUUUCGAAUAUUUCAGCCUAGAUACAACGUAGAUUAUUCAAUCUGUUUUCAAAAGAUGAGCAAUUUAAUUCGCUACAAAAUUGAUGUUGACUAGGAAGUCAUCCAUAUGUUGCAAAGUCAUUGAAUAGUGUUGGAACGGGUUAUGAUACAUUAGGUGAUGCACGAAAAGGAUUAGAAUACUUCGAACAAGCAUUAGAAAUGAGACGAGAUUUAUAUAAAGAAAGUCAUCCAGAUGUUGCAAAGUCAUUGAAUAAUGUUGGAAUGAGUUAUGUUAUACGCGGAUAUCAUCAAAUUAUGCACGGAUACAGAUCCUCAGAUGUCUGA
Molecule: messenger RNA, 1207 nt
Organism: Didymodactylos carnosus
Lineage: Eukaryota; Metazoa; Rotifera; Eurotatoria; Philodinida; Philodinidae
Source: the annotation of a GenBank genome assembly